Molecule: messenger RNA, 5294 nt
Organism: Pelodiscus sinensis (Chinese soft-shelled turtle)
Lineage: Eukaryota; Metazoa; Chordata; Testudines; Trionychidae
Source: RefSeq, a predicted model, not a curated record
CCCGCCCCUCCCCCGCUUGGGAAUAACCCGCGCGCUCGGGGGCCAGCUGCACUUGACGUCAGGCCGGCUUUCGUAGUUUUGACGUGUAAACACUCGGUGCCAGCCCGGCGCGGGAGGCUUUGGGCUCCGUUCAGCCCUGAGCCAGAGCCGCGGCGCGCUGGCUGGGAGACGCUGCGCCCUGCCCGCCUAGCAACCAAAGGGCUCCGCCGCUGCCUUGCCCCUGCCCGCCGCUUGUUUGCCUGCUCCCGCCUCCCUCGCCGGGCCAUGGCCGGGACCCGCCGGGCUGGGCGCCCUGUAGCCCUGGCGCUGCUCUGCGCCUGCUGCGCCGCCAGCCUGGCCGGCGCGGAGAAGCAGUUCGUCAAUGAAUGGGCGGCGGAGAUCCCGGGCGGGCCGGCCGCGGCCAAGGCCAUCGCGGAGGAGCUGGAGUACGAGCUGCUGGGGCAGAUUGGAUCACUUGAAAAUCACUAUCUAUUCAGACACAGAAGCCAUCCAAGAAGGUCUCGAAGAAGUGCCAUUCAUAUCACUAAGCGACUUUCUGAUGAUCAUCGAGUGUCAUGGGCAGAGCAACAGUAUGAGAAAAAACGAACUAAGCGUUUAGCCUUCAGAGACUCAGCAGAAAACUUUUUCAACGAUCCUAUGUGGAAUCAGCAGUGGUACCUGCAAGAUACAAGGGUGACUCCAUCUCUACCAAAACUGGAUCUCCAUGUUAUUCCUGUUUGGCAAAAAGGGAUUACAGGCAAAGGUGUGGUUAUAACAGUGCUUGAUGAUGGCUUGGAGUGGAAUCACACUGACAUAUAUACUAACUAUGAUCCAGAGGCAAGUUAUGAUUUCAAUGACAAUGAUCACGAUCCCUUUCCCAGAUAUGAUCCAACAAAUGAAAACAAACACGGAACACGAUGUGCAGGAGAAAUUGCCAUGCAGGCUAACAACAAGAAAUGUGGUGUUGGUGUGGCAUACAACUCCAGAGUUGGAGGUAUAAGAAUGCUGGAUGGAAUAGUCACUGAUGCCAUUGAAGCCAGUUCAAUUGGUUUCAAUCCAGACCAUGUGGAUAUUUACAGUGCAAGCUGGGGCCCUAAUGAUGAUGGUAAAACUGUAGAGGGACCUGGCAGGCUAGCACAGAAGGCUUUUGAAUAUGGGAUCAAACAGGGCCGAAAUGGAAAGGGUUCCAUUUUUGUAUGGGCUUCUGGGAAUGGUGGUCGUCAGGGUGAUAAUUGUGAUUGCGAUGGUUACACGGAUAGUAUCUACACUAUCUCCAUCAGCAGUGCCUCUCAACAAGGUCUUUCUCCCUGGUAUGCAGAGAAGUGCUCCUCAACACUGGCCACAGCAUACAGCAGUGGAGACUAUACUGACCAGAGAAUUACAAGUGCUGACCUUCAUAAUGAAUGUACUGAGACUCACACUGGGACCUCUGCAUCUGCUCCAUUGGCAGCAGGGAUUUUUGCUCUAGCUCUUGAAGCAAACCCUAAUCUAACAUGGAGAGAUAUGCAGCAUUUGGUAGUUUGGACUUCAGAAUAUGAUCCACUGGCCAAUAAUCCUGGAUGGAAGAAGAAUGGAGCAGGGUUAAUGGUGAAUAGCAGAUUUGGAUUUGGAUUACUUAAUGCCAAGGCACUGGUGGAUUUAGCUGAUCCUAAAACUUGGAAAGGAGCACCUGAAAANAAAGAGUGUAUAGUGAAAGACAAUAGCUUUGAACCUAGAUUAUUAAGAGCAAAUGGAGAAGUAACCAUUGAAAUUCCAACAAAAGCGUGUGAAGGUCAAGAGAAUUCUGUUACAUCUCUGGAGCAUGUGCAGUUUGAAGCAACAAUUGAAUAUUCCCGCAGAGGUGAUCUUCAUGUCACUCUCACUUCCCCAUCAGGUACCAACACUGUCUUACUGGCUGAAAGAGAGAGAGAUAAGUCUCCCAAUGGCUUUAAAAACUGGGACUUCAUGUCUGUCCACACAUGGGGAGAAAAUCCAAAAGGCACUUGGACUUUGAGAAUUACUGAUGUGUCUAGGAGAAUGCAGAAUGAAGGGAGAAUUGUGAACUGGAAAUUGAUUUUGCAUGGCACAUCUACCCAACCUGAACACAUGAAGCAGCCACGUGUAUACACAUCCUACAAUGCUGUGCAAAACGACAGAAGAGGAGUAGAGAAGAUGGCAGACUUUGUAGAGGAUCAUACCACACAAGAGAACCUGAGUGAAAAAGCCAAAGUCCCAGAAGAUAGCAGCAGCAGCAGCACUGAUAAAAUGGGAAACAAAAUCCCAUCAGAGGCAAUGCUUCGUCUGUUGCAAAGUGCUUUUAGAGGACACAUGACCCAGGAUCGAGUACCAAAGAAGACUCCCAAUGAAAAGAUAAAUAUUCCAUACGAACAUUUCUAUCAAGCCCUUGAAAAAUUAAACAAACCCUCCCAGUUAAAAGACUCUGAGGACAAUCUGUAUAGUGACUACGUUGACCUUUUUUACAAUGCCAAACCAUACAAACAUAGAGAUGAUAGACUGCUGCAAGCCUUGGUUGAUAUUCUGAAUGAAGACAACUAAAUGUAGAGUAUGGCACUGAGUUGGAAAUAUUCAUGCUCCCCAUCCCCACUUGCCCUUUUCUAAAGUAUAUUCUACACUUUACUCAUGUGAUUACUACUUUGAUUGCUUCGUACUUAAUCAGGAUGUCCAAGUAGGGUGAGAAAAAGAUAGGAAGUGUAAUUUGUUAGUGGUGAGGCACUAAGCUGAAGGGUAUCAGUGAUUGCUCUAUUCAAAGCAUGUCUUCAUUAUCACCAAAAGAGGCAAUUUCUGACAUGAAAUUCAACUAUGUUCCUCUGAAAACACUAAAACUCCACUUCAAACGCUUUUUCCUUUCCCUGUUGUUUCCCACUUAUCAGGCAGCUCCUGUAGCACUGGCAGUUCUGUUCAAAUCCACUGCCUGCUAAAGGAGUAAAAGAGGAAGGAAUAGGUAAGGGCGGGGGAGGAUGAAAAUAAAAUGUGAGUAAGAGGAGGCAGCAGUCAAAUACAAGGAAGAGGAAAGUGAAAGGUCAGAAGUCAGAAAAGAGAGAAGGGAGAGAAGUAUGGAGAGAACUCCCUCAGAAUGGUAGCAGCAACUCUUGUCAAGUAAAGUGCUGAUUCAUUUGUGGAGAGUGGCUAAGUGGAAGGACGCAGAUCACCUUAUCCUAUGGUAGGAAGACAAUAUCUGGAACAAAAUGGCUGAGUGAUAGUGGAUGUCAGAGUAGGAAUAUUACCUUUAUUUUAAUUGAAAUCAAGACUGGAUACGGGGUGCUGGAACAAGGAGUGGUGGGGCUGUGGCAGCACCCCUUGGCUUGAAGUGGUUUCCAUAAUAUACAGGAUUUAAAAUUCUGUUCAAUGAUUUUCAGCACUCCCUGUAUAAAAAUUGUUCCAGCACCACUGGAUGGGUGUACUUCUUGUUGCUCUCAGAGUCCAAAAAAUAGCACACAGCCAAAUAUCCAGUUACAAAUUUGAUGGAACCCUGGACAGGGGAAUACAAAGACUCUAAGUGAAAUGGAAAAUGCAAUGUUUCUCUACCAUGCCAAAGAUAUUUGGAUAUUAACUAGAUGUUACAUCUCUCUAUCUUUCUAUUUAUGUUUUCCAAAUAGAUUUGAGAAAUACUUGUCACUCUUCAGUAUCCCCAUUUCUUAAGUGAUGCUGGUACCUCUCAAACUAAGAGCUUAAUGUUUUGUUAAUAUUUCAUCAGAUUGAACACAGGCUUUCAAAGCUGUUGUGAAAUACUAUUGUUUAAAACAAAACCUGGUUACUUUCAGAAUAGCUACUGUUAAAUUAAUCAGUAAAAAGUAGCAUGACUUCUUUUAUAGCAACUUUGAAAUUCUCUGAUUUCUCAUUCAUUGCCAUAGUAGCAUACACUUUUAGAGCCUAAUUCUGCAUGAAGCCAGCUUUACACUGAUGUAAUUCAAUUGAUGUAAGGAAUUUCUCCUGAUUUACACCAGCAUGAGUGAGAGGAGAAUCAUAUUAUACCUACUUCUCCAGGUGGUGACUUCCUGUUUGAUCUGUUCUUUGUUUCUGAGCCUCCUCUUAUCUCUGUGCUAAUUUGCAACAUUUUCUUUAGCAUGGGAAGUGGUAAAAAUGUUGAAAUGGUCCAAACCAAAAAGCAUUCUCAUGAUGAUCCUUCAUUGUACUAGCAUUUAGAGAGACAGGCUGUCACAGAUGAGAUGACUGAUCUUGAUUAAUUUGAGAAGCAGGCCUAGGUGGGGGAAAUGCAGGGUAAUUUCCAGUCAUAUUUUAAUUUUUGGAACUGGAAGCUACCUUGUAAAGAAUACAACAUUGCUAGGAUGUGUAUCAAACUGCAUGAAUAAUUGAUUGUCUGGUUCACUGGCAAUUCCAAAUUUUUUUUCUCCUAUUUGGCCCCAAAAAUAAUUUCUCAUUUAAUCAAAAACAGAAAAAACUGUUUGGGUCAAACAUUUUGUUUGACUCCACAGGAAAUGCUUGAAAUUGAAACAAAUAUAUAUUUUAAAAAACAACAAAAGCAAAUGAACUUUCAAGUAAAAAGGCACAUGAAAUCGAAAAUCAAAACGUUUCACUUUCAAUGUUUUCUUUGGACUUUUUUUAUUUAGAGUUUUUUUUUAUAUGAACUAUUAAGAUAAAAUCAAAUCUGCUAAAUAUUUUUGGUGUCACCAAAUCAGCAUUUUUUGCCAGACACAAUUUCAAGGCAAAAUUUCACCUAGCUCUUGUGUCAGUCAAGUACUAUUAGUGUGUCAAGAUUCUUAGAGGCUGCUUUCUGCAAUGAACAGCAGUAACAGCUAGUCCUUGUUACAGGUGAAAAUGAUUACUGCACACCUUUGAUUGCAGCAACCACAACAAUGGCAAGUCCAUUAAUGCAGUGCUCAUGUUAACUAUGUGAAAUAUAUAUGACCCUUCAUUUGCUUUAAGAUCAGUCAUCAUGCUUUAGCCAAAGUUUAAUCAGAGAGCAGCUUUAAAAUUAACCUGCUGAAAAUCUCUCUAGAAUCUUUCCAACCCAGAGUAUAUUGCACAGACGUAAAUUAUUUUUAUUGUUAUUCUUGGUGCCUGUGUGGGUUUUGUGAAAAUGUAAAAGGGAAAAAAGAGAAAUGUUUUCUCUCAGAAUUUUAAAUUAUAUUUUCUUUACAGCUAUUUAUAAUAUAUCAAAGGUUUUAUCAGACAGAAUUUUAAAAGGCAUAAUAAAAUAUAUUAAAGCACCAGAUUUUUCUUGAAACUGAGACAAUUUCAUCCAAUAAAGUAUUUUUAAAAGGCAUAUUCCAACUACAGCUGCAACAUGUAUGUGAUGUAAUGUUAAAAUUACAUUUGUCUAAUAAUAGCAUAAUACAGUAUGUUAGCAGAGCCCA